Messenger RNA from Bradysia coprophila, 2282 nucleotides. It is a transcript of the gene XRCC1, whose product is annotated as DNA repair protein XRCC1. Gene Ontology annotation, molecular function: damaged DNA binding. Lineage: Eukaryota; Metazoa; Arthropoda; Insecta; Diptera; Sciaridae. Gene Ontology annotation, biological process: single strand break repair; base-excision repair; double-strand break repair via nonhomologous end joining. The record is from RefSeq and is a predicted model, not a curated record. Gene Ontology annotation, cellular component: nucleus.
ACAGAGGCGACAUGACAUUUCACUGACAUUUACGUAAACAAAAACAUUUUUCGCGUUCGUCAGAUUUGAUCCCCUUGGCAAAAUUGUGUCGGAUUAUGAUUGAAUCAGACAAGUAGUUGUAUACAGCAUGCCAAGUCUACUUUUUAAAAGCAUCAAAUCGUUCAGCAGCGAGGAUCCAUUAUUUCCCGCUUCGAAUCUUCUCUCGUCCACCACCUCAACUGGCAAAAAGUGGAAAUGUCAAUCGGAGGGCGAAAAGUCCGCCGAAGUUGUACUGGAAUUGGAGAGCUCAUCGACAAUAACUGCAAUUGACAUUGGUAAUGAACAUUCCGCCUUUGUUGAGGUGUUUGUGUCGAAGAAUGGUGCGUCGGAAUUCCAGCAAAUCCUGCUGGUGUCUUCGUUCAUGACGCCAGUGGAAAGUCGCAACUCCGAAACGAUCAAUCGCGUCCGUUGCUUCAACAAAUCGGCAUUGGUCGAAGAUGUGGUCGAAUCGAAGUGUAAAUGGGAUCUCGUCAAAGUGGUGUGCACGCAACCGUUCAACAAACGCGUGAAAUACGGUCUGUCGUUCAUAAAACUACACUCAACGGAUGCCAAGGAAUCCGUUAACAACAUGGAAUUGACGUCGGUGCCACAGAAACUGUUCGGAAAUUUUAAAAUUCGCGAAGAUUCACCGGACUCGGAUGGUGAGCCAUCACAGUCGUUAUUCGCACGAUGGAAAGGGGCACGAAAUAGCGGCGAUGGUAAAGGAAUGUCGCCGGUGGCAUCGUUAAGUGCUGCAGCGGCUAUACGAAACGCUUCAACGACAGCUUCACUCAACAAUCGUUCGCCGCAAGUGAAUCGAGCCGCAGUCACACCGAAACGAACCGAGCACCGGCCUAACGUUUCGGAUCAGGCCGAUGACGACGAAGCUAUCACCAAGAAGAAUCGAAAUCGAUCUGAGCUGAUGUACGAAGAGGAAGACGAUCGACCCAACGAGAAGUUGGACAAGGUCAUUCUGAAGGAACGAGAACGCUUGAAACGAGAGAAAAGUGAAAAGAAAAAUUCGGAGAAGAAAGGAAGUUCAGCAAAGACAACACCGGCAGUCAAAGAUCGUUCUGGUUCAUUGCCAGCUAGCUCUAAAACGUCGAAGAAUGACGCAAAUAAACCCAGUUCGAGCAAAGAAUCGGAUCGGUCGACAGCUACGGCAACAAGUAAAACGAAACGGCAGUCGUCUCCGGUUCCUGCUGAAACACCACCAGUUAAGAAAAUGAAGCCGACUAGAGAACGUACAUACAAGCCGUUCCAUAGGCUUCUGGAGGGUGUGGUUCUGGUUAUCAGUGGAAUUCAGAAUCCCGCCCGAGCCAACAUACGUCAGCAAGCGCUGGACAUGGGAGCGAAAUACAAAGCAGACUGGGAAGCGUCGUGCACACAUUUGAUUUGUGCGUUCAAAAAUACCCCGAAAUACAGACAAGUGCAUGGUCACGGUAAAAUCAUAACCAAAGACUGGAUUGUGGAGUGUCAUAAACGGAAGAUGAGGAUUCCUUGGAGACGUUUCGCAUUGGAUGGCGAUGAUGGUGACGCAUCGGAGAGUGAAGAGGAAAUAUUGGAUGAAUCGAUGAAACCAUCCAAGCCAAGUAGUCAGCAUUCCAAUGACACAAAGCCGUCACAACCAUCAACAUCGAAAUCUCCCAGUAAAUCGACUAUUGUUUUGUCCGACGAUGAUCCGGCCAGCGACAACGAAUCCUUAGACCGCUACAAUCUGAACUCAUCCCGCGUCGAAAGAAAUGACUUCGUCUCUUCAGGAUCCGAUACGGAAGACGAGAUUCGUCGGGUUCUGGAAAAGAAACAGAGCUCCACCACCGACCGGAUCACGAAAAGCCCACCAUCCAGCGACGACAUCUACAACGCUACGACGGAAGAAGACGAGGGCAACACAGUGACAUCGAAACCAUCACCAUCACCGAUCACACCACUACCGGAAUGGUUCAAGGGAAAGCGAUUUUAUCUGAGCCGAAACGUCAGCUCGACGGAUGAGAUCAAACUGAAACGCUUCGUAACGGUGUAUGGCGGCGAAGUGACGCUGGUCGCAUCCGAAUCGGAUUACAUUCUGUCGAAUGUGCCGAAAGCAACGCCGGCCGAGUAUAAGGGCGAAGUGGUGAAACCGCUGUGGAUAUUCGAGUGUAAUGAAUCGGAAACACUGCUGCCGACGAGGCGAUACAAUUUUUCGAAUUAUUGAUUGCGAAAGACGACUGUCGUUGGUCCAACCGGGUUUUUAUUCAAUAAAGCCACCGCACCGUUCAGUCAAA